This is a messenger RNA of Kwoniella botswanensis, 2034 nucleotides long. RefSeq lists its product as uncharacterized. The record is from RefSeq and is a predicted model, not a curated record. Gene Ontology annotation, cellular component: U4/U6 x U5 tri-snRNP complex. Gene Ontology annotation, biological process: mRNA cis splicing, via spliceosome; maturation of 5S rRNA. The coding region runs from base 1 to 2034 and encodes 677 amino acids. The transcript has 11 exons. Lineage: Eukaryota; Fungi; Basidiomycota; Tremellomycetes; Tremellales; Cryptococcaceae.
AUGUCGAUGAACCAAGAAUCACUCACUAUCGAGGAGACCCUCAAGCUGAGAGAACAAUUGGGGCUCUCAACGGCUGCUCCUGCCGAAGGUUCAGGCGAAGAAGCACCGGUAGACAAGGAUGCUCUGGCAGAGGCGAACUAUGCUCAGAGAAGGGAGGAUAUGAGAAAGGAGAAGGAGGAAAAGGAUCUGAAGGAACGCAUUGAAAGGUCUCGCAAUCGAUCAGCACUCAAUGCGAAACUCAAGGGUAAAACUCUCGGAAUAUCCAACGAAGAUGAUAAGCUAGAUACGAAAUCAUGGAUCAAACAACAGAAGAAAAGAGAGAAAUUACGUGCGGCAGAAUUGGCAAGAAGAGCAAAAGAGAUGGAAGAAGCUGAUAAAGCAAUAUAUGAUGAACGUGAUUUGAGCGGGUUGAAAGUUGGCCACGAUGUAGAUGACUUUGAGGAAGGUGCAGAUGUCAUUUUGACUUUGAAAGAUAAUAGGAUCCUGGAAGGUGACGAGGACGAAUUGCAAAAUGUAAAUAUGGUUGAUGACGCAGCUAUCAAAGCUGCGAAAGAGAGAAAACGAAAGGCUGCCGAACAAUAUACGGGAUACGAUGAUGAAGAAUUUGAUGAGAACAGAAUCGGUAUCAAAGCGGAUAUCUUGGGUAAAUACGAUGAUGAGUUCUCUUCGGGCAAAGCCAAGUCAGAGGGUUUCCGACUGGGUGCGCCGAUCGAGAAGAAGAUGAAGAUUGUUGACGAAGAUGGCGAGAUGGGUAUGGCUCCCGCUACGAAAGUCAAAUUAAACUUGGAUUACACAAAGGAAUUCGAGGUAUCAGAUUAUGCGAAAGAGGGAGAAAAGGGAUUCAAGAAGCCAAAGAAAAAGAAGGCCAAGCGAUCAACUCGAAAGGCGGAGGCUGAUGGUGAAGAUGAGAAUGGUAUGGAAGUUGAUGGGGAACCAACUUUCCAGCGAAGAGUGGUAGAUCAAGGACCGGAUAACCUGGUGGACGAUGACGAUCUUCAAGCUGCAUUGGCUAGAUCAAGGAGAGAAAACGCAAAGAAGAAGCCUAAGAUCAAGCCUGAGGAUCUGGCUGCACAAAUCGCUCAGCAGAAACAGGAAGAGGAAGCUGCUCAACCUGCCGAUGGAGGCGACGGUGAUGAAGAUGGGAGAAUCACCUUUGACGAUACCUCUGAAUUCGUACGAAAUGUCACUUUGGAAUCGCUAGCUGCUCCAGUCAAGAAGGAAAGAGCUGCUACACCACCUUCAACCGCGACCGCCAAUCAACAACAACCUGUCGUAGUAAAGAUUGAACGACCAGAAGAAGGAGAGAUGGAUGAAGAUGAAGAUAUGUCUGAUGAAGAGGAUGAUGCGUUGGCUGAAAUGGCUGCUAGAGAGGGAUUAUCCUUGGACGAAUAUAGGCUGAAGAUCGAUAGUCAGAUGCAGGAGAUGGAAAAUAUCAAAAAGGAAGAAGCAGGAGUUCCUACCGAAUCUGAACCGGUCGUUGGCAACGGUGUAGCAGGAAUUUUAUCAAUGUUACGAAACCAAGGUGCUCUCAAGGCCGCCACAGACGAAGAGAAAGAAAGAGAACGAAUACAGAAAGAGAAAGAUCUAUGGUUGGCGGAUCACAGACGACGAGUCGCCCAGAGAGAAAUGGAAAGGAUCAUGUCGAGAGGUGGGAACAAAGAUCAAGCUCAACGUGAAUAUGAGAAUAGGAUGAGAGAACAACAAGAGGCUAGAGAUGCGUUGGAAAGCUAUAAGACGUAUAGACCGGAUAUCAAUAUUGUCUAUACGGAUGAAUUUGGAAGAAAAAUGACACCGAAAGAAGCUUGGAAAUCACUUUCACACAAAUUCCAUGGUAAAACCUCUGGUCGAAUGAAGACCGAAAAACGACUCAAGAAAAUUGCCGAAGAGCGUAAACAAGCUACGAUGGGCGCUACGGAUACUCCGUUAGGUAUGACCGAUGCGUUCACAAGGAGACAACAAAAGACGGGUGAAGCUCAUAUGGUAUUGAGUGUGGGUAAUAGACAGAGUGUACCUCAGAAUAAUAAGAAGAGGUAG